This is a messenger RNA of Chelonoidis abingdonii (Abingdon island giant tortoise), 1392 nucleotides long. The record is from RefSeq and is a predicted model, not a curated record. NCBI's taxonomy places the organism in Eukaryota, Metazoa, Chordata, Testudines, Testudinidae.
AUGGCCUCAGCAGCUCCCAUAGAGAAAGUGUUAGAAGCCGCCACUUGUUCCAUCUGCCUGGAGUAUCUGACGGAGCCGGUGACCAUAGACUGUGGGCACAACUUCUGCCAAGCCUGCAUCACCCAGUACAGUGAGUACAGGGAGCCUGAAGCAGGCACAAUGAUCCCCUGUCCCCAGUGCCGAGAGCCAUUCCAGAAAGGAAAACUCCGCCCCAACAAGCAGCUGGCUGAUAUUGUAAAGAACAUAAAAAAACUGGAGUUAAAGCCAGAGAAUGCACAGAAGGAGAAUCUUUGUGAGAGACAUGAGGAGAAGCUCCAACUCUUCUGUGAGGAGGACGGAGAAGCCAUCUGUGUGAUUUGCAGGGAGUCCUGGGCUCACCACACUCAUGCUGUGGUCCCCAUAGAGGAGGCUGCCCAGGAUUACAAGGUGAAACUCCAGGAAGCCCUGGGCCCUCUGAGGCAGGAGCUGGAGGAGACCCUAGAGCUGACAUCUGAAGAGGAGGAGAAAACCACAGAGUGGCAGGAAAAAGUAGAGAAUCGGAGACAGUUGAUCACACGUGAAUUUAAGAAACUGCACCAGUUUCUGAGUGAGGAAGAGCAGCUGUUACUGCAGCGACUGUCGGAGGAGGAGAGGGAGACUCUGCAAAAACUGCAGGACUAUAUAACAAAGCUGUCAGAGCAGAGUGCCAUGUUGCAGCAGCUGAUCACAGAGGUAGAAGAGAAAAGUCUGCAACCAGCUGCUGAGCUGCUGAAGGAUGUGAAAAGCACAUUGAUCAGGACUGAGAAUGUGACACUCCAGGAACCAGAAGCUGUUUCUCCUGUCCUGAAGAAUGUUUAUAAAAUCUGCCUUGACAUGAGGGAAAUGCUGGAGAGAUUCACUGUGAAUGUGACUCUGGAUUCAGACACGGCUCAUCCCCGACUCAUCCUGUCUGAGGAUCGGAAAAGUGUGAGAUGGGGAUACACGUGUCAACUUCUGCCCACCAGUCCUAAGAGAUUUGACUCUUGGGCCUGUGUGCUGGGCUCUGAGGGAUUCAUCUCGGGGAGACAUUGCUGGGAGGUACAGGUGGGGGACAGAGGAUUCUGGGCUGUGGGAGUGGCCAGAGAGUCUGUGAGGAGGGAGGGAGAAGUCAGCUUUAACCCUGAAGUGGGGAUCUGGGCUGUGCAGUGGUUGGGUCUGUUCCAGGCUCUCACCUCCCCUGCAACCACACUGUCCCUGAGCCAGGUGCCCAGGAGGAUCCAGGUUUGUCUGGACUGUGAAUGGGGCCAAGUGACAUUUUUUGAUACUGAUAAUAAGGCCCCAGUCUUCACUUUCCCACUAGCCUCUGUCCCUGGGGAGAGAAUCUACCCCUGGCUUUGGGUGGGGGCAGGAUCCCAGCUCAGACUGUGUCCCUGA